AUGGAGCUCCUCCUGCUCGUCAUCGUCAUCGUCAUCGUCCUCCUACCCACUCUGCUCUUGUUCUAUCUCUCGAACCCUAAAUCAGAGGGGCCCCUCAUGGCCUACCCACUAAUAGGUAGCUUGCCGCAGUUUAUCAACCACCGCCAUCGCCUCCAGGAAUGGCAGACCGAGCUCCUCGCCGCCGCCCCCACCAACACGCUGCACAUCCGGCUGUUGGGCAUGCAACAGGGUAUAGUCACCGCCAACCCGGCCGACCUGGAGCAUGUCCUCGAGUCCAACUUCCAAAAUGGGGUUAUGUAACAUAAUAAUAAUAGUAAUAAUAAUAGUAAUAAUAAUAAUAAAUCUGGUGUGGACUGUUACGGUUUCUCAUGAGCAAAAAUUAUUGAGAAAAAAAUUAAAUAAUUUUGCUAAAAUUGAACUUUCGUGUUCAACUGGAAGACACUCCAGAACUACCCCAAGGGGCCCUAUGUCACCUCCGUGAUGGAGGACUUCCUCGGCCAGGGGAUCUUCAACGCCGACGGCGAACUCUGGAAGAGACAGCGGAGGACGGCGAGCUCCGAGUUCAGCACCAGGUCCCUCCGGAUCUUCAUCGUGGAGAGCGUCCAGCGGAAGGUUACCAGGCGGCUGCUACCCCUGCUGCGCAGAGCCGCGGCGAGCGGCGCUGCCGUCGAUCUCCAGGACGUGCUGGAGUGGUUCGCUUUUGAUAACGUGUGCCAGGUCGCGUUCAACGAGGACCCCGCGUGCCUUGCCACCGAGGGGGAGGAUUCCGCCGGCGGGGGGCGGCUCCCGCCGGGGUUCGCCGCCGCCUUCCGGGACGCCACCGCCAUCACCGCCUGCCGCUUCCGGUACGCCGUACCCUGGAUGUGGAAGGUCAAGAAGCUACUCAACGUCGGAUCGGAGAAGCGUCUGAGGGAGUCGAUAUCCACUCUGAACGACUUCGCUCGGAGUGUAAUCCGUUCGAGGAAGGAGAAGCUGAGAUCGCCGGCGGCGGCGGCAGCAGAGGAGCUCCGCCACCAGGACCUCCUGUCGCGGUUCAUCGCCGGCGAGGACAACUCCGACGAGUUCCUCCGGGACAUCGUCGUGAACUUCAUACUGGUUGGGCAGGAGACGACAUCCUCGGCAUUGACGUGGUUCUUCUGGGUCCUGUCGGAGAGGUCAGACGUGGAGAGGAAGAUCCUCAGGAGAUCCGUUCGGUGAGGACCAGAAGCAAGGAGGGAGAAGAAGUAGAGAAGGAGUGUUUCGGCUUUGACAAGCUGAGGGAGAUGACUUACCUCCACGCCGCCGUUACCGAAGCCAUGAGGCUCUACCCGCCGGUGCCCUGGAACAGCAGCUACUGCCUCGCCGACGACGUCCUGCCUGACGGGACGAAGGUCUGGUUCGUGUGGCACAACGCGUACGCCAUGGGAAAGAUGGCGGCGGUGUGGGGGGAGGACUUCGGCGAGUUCCGGCCGGAGCGGUGGCUGGGGCCCGGCGGGGAAUUCCGGGCGGAGAGCCCCUUCCGGUUCCCGGCCUUCCACGGCGGGGCCAGGAGCUGCCUGGGGAAGGAGAUGGCUUAUCUUCAGAUGAAGUCCAUGGCGGCGUGCCUGAUCGAGAGGUUCACGCUGGACGUCGUCGGCGGCGGUGGUCGGCCGGAGAUGCUGCUGUCUACCAGCCUGCGGGUGAAAGGCGGCCUGCUGGUGCGCGUCAGGGAGAGGACCACCCCCCGUUGA
Molecule: messenger RNA, 1709 nt
Organism: Spirodela intermedia
Lineage: Eukaryota; Viridiplantae; Streptophyta; Magnoliopsida; Alismatales; Araceae
Source: the annotation of a GenBank genome assembly